AUGGUUAGAAAUUCAAGAACUAGUAGUAGUGGAAGUAAUGAAUCUGAAUCCUCUCAUAGUAAUAAUAGUAAUAAUAGUAGUAAUAAUAAUACAAGUAUGAUUAAUAGUACCAAUACUAAUAGUAGUGGUAUUAAUAGUACUGGUAGUAAUAUGACUCAUCAUCAACACUCUCAAAGUAGUAAUCAAAUUGCCAGAGUAUUACCAGCAGAUCAUAUAAUGUUUAAAUUAUUGGGUGACUUUAAAGAACAUACUAAAGUAAAGAUCGAUAUUUUUAUAAGAGAUGAUAAAAUAAAGAUUGAAGAUUUCUUUGAUGGACCAGAAUCAAAAACAUUUCAUCAAGUUUUAGAAGGUUUAACUGAAGUUUCAAAAUAUUUUUUAAAUUUAAUUGCAUCUGCUUUAUUAAAUUGGAGAUCAACUCAACAUUUAAUACCUGGUAAAAGUACUUCAAAACCAAAAAUGGAAGAUUUAAUUAUUAAAAAAGAUACAACACCAAUGAUUGAUGAAAGAUAUAAAUUAAUUGUAGAUUAUAUAUUUUGUACAACUAUAUCAAGUAUAUUAAAUUCAUUAACAAAAGAGAAUUUAACAGAUGCGAUGGGUAUUCAAAUUGAAUCAAUGUGUUUUGAAUCUUUUAAAUUGGAGAAAAGAUUAUCGACAAAUUCAUCACCAAUGAUCAUACCAGAUUUAUGUGCUUCAAUUUUAGGUCAACUUUCAAAAUAUAGAUUACGUAGUGUUUCAAGUAGAUUUUUUAAAGAAUUUCAAAGUUGUUUAUCUUCAAAUACAUUAAAAAAUAAAACUUUUUCAAUAUUACAAGGUAUAAGAUUUUUAAAAGUUAAAAUAUCAUCAGAAUCAAAAUUAAAACAAUCAUUGGAAUUUAUAAAUAGUUAUUUAGAAUUUUUUAAAAAUAAUAGAAUUAAAGGUGAUUUACGUAGAGCAAUUUCAGAGAUUUUAGCAAGUAUUUUAAGACCUUUAACUGAAGAAAAAUUUAAACCAGAAUUAUCAUAUACAGAAUGGAUUCAUACAGUUAAAGAACUUUAUGAAUAUAUUUCUAAAAAAACUAAAAAAACAAAAGAUGUUUUAACAUCAUUUCCAUUAUUAUCAAUUUUAUUAUGUUGUUUAGAUAAAGAAUCAUUUUUAAAACAAUUUUGGGGAUUAAUGGAUAGUUUUAUAAAAUGUAAGGACAAAGCGAUUAGACCUUAUGCAUUAGAGAGUGCACAAUAUUUAUUAGAAUGUUAUUUAACUAAAUAUUCUGAACAACCAGAGGAGGUUUAUGAAAGAUUACAUCAAUUGGUAUCACAUAUAUUCCCAACGGGACAUGCAAAAAAGUUAACAAUGUCAGCAUCUGAUCCAUUGGAUGUAUUUGUAGAUAUAGUUUGUGUGAUUGCAAGUACUAGAAUUGAUUUUGCAUUUGAAAAGAUAAUUUUCGAUUUAUUAAGAGGUGGUGAUCCAAAAGAACUUUACAUUAGCAAUUCUGAGCGUAUGAUCAUUGGUCUUAGAGCAGUGAUGUUAAUUGAUCAAGCUGGUACCAAUCCAUUGACACCAAAAAUGUUAUCAUUCUCAAAUAGUCCAACUCAAUCAUCACCCACAAGUACACCACCAAGUGAAUCAAGUUCAGUAUCGGGAGGUAGUAAAGUUCGUGCUGUUAGACGUCAACGUUAUGGUACAUUAAAUAUUAAAAAAGUGGCACCAACCUCAUUGAUUGAACCAUAUUUAAAGAAUCUAUCAAUAUUGUUAUCACAAAUUCUCAUUAGUUUAGAUAGUACAUUUGGUAUGUUAUUAACAUCGAAUCAAACUAAACCAUUGAGUGAACUUUUAGAAAAGAUGCGUCCACCAGGUUAUUCUUGUUUAGAGUUAUUAAAAAUUGCAAUCUCUGUCAUUCCAAUAGCUUUUCCAACCAAAAUUAUACCGCAAGAUUUAGUGGUAAUGUUAUCGAAAUUUUUAAUUCAUUUGGAUCGUGGUGUCAGUGAGAAAGCAUCAAUAGUUCUCACUCAAUUAAUGGCAUCACGUCCUGAUAUUAGACCUCAAAUUAUCUAUGGUCUUGGUAGAUUUGCCCUCUAUCUUUCCGAUAAACAAAGUAAUCUAAUUUCAAUAGUUUUAGAAAAGAAAAGAGAACUACUAGAGUUGUGGGCUAAAUUCAAAACAAAUAAAUUCUCUUUACAAACAAAUGAUGAAUUGGAAGAAAUUCGUUUCAAACCAGAUCAACCCGAUAAUAUACCCGAUAUUUCUUAUGUUGAAGCGGUGGCUUUAACAUUUUUAUGUUCUUCCAAUGGUAAGAAUAGAAAACUUUGUUUACAAAUUUUAGAUUCAAUUCGAUUGGUUCAUGACUCUUUUCUACUCUCAAAGGAUGAUGAUGAAAUUGAAAUUUCAACCUAUCUUAAAGAUAUUAUCGAUGAAAAUGGUUGUGAAUAUUUAUAUAGACAUGCUCAAAAUUAUUAUUUUAGUAAUAGUGUCACCAUCAAUAGUAAUAAUAAUUCGAAUCAAAGUAGUAAUAUUGUUGUAAGUUCAAGUCAAGGUAGUAGUAAUGUUGGUGGAGGUGUUGGUGGUGGUAGCGGUGGUAAUAAUAUAGGUGGUGGUGGCGGUGGUAAUGUAGGUGUAGGUGUAGGUGGUGGUGGUGUUGUUGGUAGUAGUAAUCAAAAUCAAGUUGGUUCAAGUCAAGGUAGUGGUGUUGUUGGUGGUGUAAAUAUUGGUGGUGGUGGUGGUGGUGGUGGUAUCAAUCAAGUUAGUGGUAAUGUUGGUGUUGGUGUUAAUGUUGGUAGUGGUAUCAACCAAAUUAAUGUUUCAAAUAGUGGUGGAAAUGUUGGUGCUAUUUCAUCAACUACCACUUCUAAUGCUGUAACAGUAGUCGAUAAAUAUAAGAGACAAAAAUCAUCACAAGAUUUCGAUAGAAUGGCAGAGAGUGAAUCUAAAGAGGAUCAAAUACUUUGGAGUUGUUGUUUAGCAGAUAUUAUAAAAGCAUCAUGUGAACUCUGUCCAAGAACCAUUUCAAAAACCACAGAUUUAGUUUUACAAAGAAUUAAACCAAUUCAACCAGAUGAAAGUCAAAAAGCACAAUCAAUCACAUUGGAACAAGAACAACUUUGGAUAUGGUGGAGAAAUUAUAUAAUAUUAGCUUGUGCUACCAUUCAAGUCACUGAUAAUACAUUUUUGGAUAAUAAAAAGAAACAACAAACCGAUAAUCAAGAUCAACCACCAGCUUCCGCAAGAGAAUUAUUCAAUUUAAUUGUACCCUAUCUAAAGAGUAUGGAUAGAUUCUUUGCAGAAUCAACACUGACUGCUUUGGAGAAAACAAACUCUCAUGUAUUGGAAGUAUUAUUCGAUGUUUUGAAACCAUUAGAGAAUGAAUUACAUGGUGCAAGAAAAACUAAAAAGAAAACUGAUGUAAUUAAAUCUGUGAUUGGUAUACGUCGCCACUGUUUGGAAUCAUUAAAACCAGGUGAAUUGGUUAAACGUGAAUUAUUAAAAAAAUCCUAUAUUGAUUUCAUUCAAGAGGUAUUAACUUUUUUAAAUGUCAAUGUACCAUCAGGUGGUGAAUCAAGUAAUGAAUAUCUUUGGGAUAAUUUACAUUAUAUUAGAUUCAAUUUCUGUGCAAUGGUUCAUCGUAUUGUUCAACAAUUGUAUAGUGGUGGUCAAGAAUUUUUAGAUCGUUCAUUACGUAGAGAUCUAUUUAGAGCAUUCAAUAAAUGGAGUGAAAGUGAAGAGUUAAUUCGUGAAGAAACUAUAUCAAAGAAACUAACAGCAUUCUUACAACAAGAGGAAAAAGAAGCAUCAAAAAGAAAAGAAGCAGAGAUUAGAAUUUAUGAACAUGCAUCACAAUUAAGUCAUGUUGCAUCACAUGCUUUAUCAGUGAUUUUAUUGGGUCCAUUUUUCAUUGAAACUUUUAAAGACCCAAAUGGUGUAGUUUUCCAAUGGAUUAAUCAAAUGUUUUGCUCUGGUAUUAAAACGAAAUUACGUGCAAUCACUCGUACUGGUUUACAAAAUUUCUUAAAACAUAAUCUAUCCCAUCAAGAAUUAGUUUAUCAUUGUGUCAAUCAAUGUUAUUCACCAAAUAAUGCAGUGGCUCAAGGUUAUUUCCUUUCGCUUGUUGAACUUUGUCAAGAUGAUGUAUUGAAAUUUGAUUACUCUGAAUCUAUUAUGAUGAAUUUAAUCAUUUUCAAUACUGGUACAAAAAAUUCAAAUGUUAGACAACAUUCAAUACUAUUGUUAUCAUUAAUAAAAGCAAGUAAAGCAUUAUCAAAUGGUGAGUUAAUUUGGACAGAGACUUAUUAUCCUUCAACGAUUGGUAGUGAAAUUCCUGAAACCUUUUUAAAUGCUCAAUAUUUAUUAUCAGAGAAAUUAUCAUUGGAGAAUCAAGAUCUUUGUUAUGAAUUCUUUAUGGAUAUAGUUUAUAGAUUAGAUUCAGUGGGUCAAGAUCAUCAACGUCAAAUGUUAAAUUAUGUUAAACCUUGGAUAAAACAAAUGUCAUUGUUGGUGUUGGCAAGUGAAAACUCUCAUCUAUUGGAGGCAGUACUUCAAGGUUUAAUUUUAAUAUCCAUUAAAUAUUCAGUUCAUCAUUCACAUUUAAUUGAAGAGAUUUGGAGAGUAUUAGGUAGAAAUCAAGAUAAUAUUGGUGUUAUCAUUGAUUUCCUAAUUGGUAUUACAGAGAAAACUAGAAAUCCUGAUUUAAUUCCAAUUUUUAAACGUAUUUGUAUCUUUUUAGGUAGAUCUUCUCCUCAAAAACUUAUCAAUUGUUUGGUUUCAGAGUUAACUUCAAAUAGUGCUCCUUCAAUUGUUGAUAUCACUGAAACCACUAAACAAAUUAGUGGUGCAAGUGGUGGUAGAUCACUUCAAAAUCUUUCAAGACCAUUACAACGUUCAAUCAAUCAAAGUUCAAAUGAAAUUAUUUACAAUACCACUCAAUUCAUUCAUAUGGCUUUUCAAAAUUCUACUGAACUCUAUAGUGGUGAAAGAGGUCCACCAAAAAAUUCACCACUCACUCGUUUCCAAUUACCUUUAAUUUUCCUUAGUGAAGUUUCUUAUGAAAUUGGUGAAGAGUUUAGAGUUCAUUUGCCAGUAUUACUUCAAUUAAUUUUCCUUGGUCUUUAUUAUAAUUCUGGUCAACCAGUUCAAGAUCAUUGUCGAGUUUUAUUAUUAAAUUUAAUUAGAUGUUUAGUAAUUAAUAAAUAUCAAAUGCAAGAAGGUGUUAAUAAUCCAAAUAAUAAUAAUCCAAAUAAUAAUAAUAAUAAUCCAAAUAAUAAUUUAAAUAUUAAUCAAAAUAAUUUAAAUAAUUGUAGUAUUAUUGAUAUUGCAACAUAUGAAGAUGCAGUACAAUUAGUUGAUUUCUUAUUACCAACAUUAGGUGCAGAGAAUGGUAUACCACAAAUUCAAUCAAAAAAAGAUAUUUCAAAUCCAAAAUAUGUUGUAAUGUUAUCAAAACGUGUUGUGUCAGUAUUAUCAAAUGGUAGUGAUUUAAAUGAACAAUGGGGUGUUGCAGCAUUGAAUUGGGCAACAAAUUCACCAAAUCAACGUUUAGCAAUGAGAUCAUUUCAAAUUUUACGUGGUUUAGAACCAACUACAACCAUUGAUUCCCUUACAGAGGUGAUGCAAACAAUGGGUAAAUAUAUUCAAAAUAAUUCAAUUGAAAAUUCAUUAUUUAUUUCAGAAAUUCAAGAAACGCUUCAAGUCAUGAUAAAAUGUAUUCAUCCUAGUAAAUUAAUUUUAUUCCCACAAAUAUUUUGGGGUACAGUUGCAAUGUUACAUACUGAUUUUGAAAAUCAUUUCAUUGGUGCCAUCAAGUUGUUAUCAAUGUUAUUGGAUAUCAUAAACUUUAGUGACCGUGCAGUUCAAAAUGUUUUCUUGGCAUCAAUGCCAAAAGAUUGGGAAAAUUAUCAUGGUGUUCAACCAUUGAUUAUCAAAGGUUUAAUGUCUGUAAAUACUGCACCCUAUGCAUUGGAAUUCCUAAGUAGAAUCACGCUUGAACCAUGUGAUGAAAUAUUUCAACCUGAACCAAUAAGAUUCUUAACCAAUUUAAUCAGUUUAUUACCUUAUCUUUGUUUAUCAAUUGGUGAUGAAUCUCCAAUGCCACAACAAGUAGCCGAGAAUCUAUCGGUUGGUUGUGAAAAUCAAGGUUGGGAUAGAUUAUCAACAAUCUUUGAACGUUAUAGUUCAAAGGGUUACUUUAAACAUUUGGAUAGUUUUCUCUCUGAAAUUUCUGUACCCUUAUGUGAAAGUGUUUCAAAGAGUUCAACUUUGGUAUUCUCGCUGUUAUUCAAUAUGUUGGAAUAUUCAACCGCCGAUUAUAGAUAUCCAAUUUUAAAGAUCUUAACAGCUUUGGUAAAAUGUGGUGUAAAUCCCGCCGAAACAAAGAGUUCACGUGUACCAGAAUGGUUUGAUACUGUCACUCAGUUCUUAAAUGAUCAUAAAACUCCUCAUUAUAUAGUUUCUCAAGCAAUUAGAUUCAUUGAAAUCACAAGUGGUAAUUCACCAACCUCUUUGAUAACCAUUGAUAAUGCCUCUUUGAAACCAUCAAAGAAUACAAUUGGUACAAAGAAAUUCUCAAAUAAAGUAGAUAGAGGUACUCUAUUGGCUGGUAAUUACUUUAAUAAAGUAUUGGUCGAUACUGUUCCUGGUGUACGUUCAUCCGUUAAUUCACUCACUAAAUCAAUCUAUUCAACAACUCAAAUCUUUGAAACCUUCUUUUCCAAUGCAAAUGAUUUCACUCAAAAGAAUAAUGGUGGUGAUAAUGGUGAUGGCGAUUAUAACUCUGAAGAGAAUGGUGGUGAUGGUGCUUCAUCAAGUAAUGGUACCAUCAAUAAUCGUGAUCAACAACCAAGUUCCGAUAUUGAAUUGGAUAGUGAUACAUUACGUUCCAAUGAUUUCGAUGGUCCUGAAUUUCAUAAUUUCCCACAUUUCCAAGGUUUCAAUGAUAUUUUAGAAGGUUUAGGUGAUAUGUCAAUGGAUGAUAGUAGUGCUCUAACAACUAGUCAAUUAGAUUCUUCAAUCAAUAGUAAUACUACAACUGGUUUUAUAAAAAGUCAUAGUGGUACUAAUAAUAGUUUUUAUAAUCCUGGUUCAAUUUCUUCUGCUUCUCAUUUUAAUAAUAUUGGUGGUGGUGGUGUACCAUUAUCACCAUUCACUACUUCAACAAAAGAUAAUCAUAUUACUAAUUCUGGUUCUGGUUCUUCAAAUAAUUUAUUAUCAAAAAUUGAUCAACAAUCAAAAGAUAACAACAAUAAUAAUAGUAGUGGUGGUGGCGGUACAAUUUCAAUUAAAGAUUUACAAUCAUUAACCAAAGAAAAUCAUAAUAAUAAUUCAAAUCAAGAAAAUUUAUCUUUUCCAAAAGAAAAUAAUAAUAUAAAUGUAAAUAGUCAACAACAACAAUCACAACAAUCACAACAAUCAUCACAACAACAACAACAACAACAACAACAACAACAACAACAACAACAACAACAACAACAACAACAACAACAACAACAACAACAACAACAACAACAACAACAACAACAACAACAACAAAAUAUAAAUACACCAACAUCACCAUCAAAUAAUAGAUCAAAUAGAUCAUUACAUAAUUCAUCAUCACCAACACUUUCAAGAAAUAUUCAAUUUCAAACAAAUUCAACAUUAACAACAAUGUCAUAUAAUGUUACAGCAGCAAAAAGUUGGUGGAAUUCAUGUUCAGAACAAAUUGAAUUUUCACAAGAAAAAGACCUUUUUGAUGUAUUUACAGCAGGUUCUCAAUUGAUUCAUCAAAUAACUAGUGAAUAUAAAACAUUAUUUAAUCAAUGUUUACCAUUGAUUUUAUCAGUUUCAAAUGAAGCAUCAGCUUUAUCAGUAGAUAUAUUUGAGAAACCAACAUUUAUGAACUCUUAUUCUGAAAUUCAAAAUACUGUACAAUUGGGUGAAAAAUAUAAGAAAACCAUUGCUUCUUCACCAAAUCAACUUUUAAUGUCAAAAGAAUUCUCUGAACAACGUGAAAAAUCAAUUUCAUCUUUAAAUAGUUAUUUGAAAGUUUAUACAGAGCAACGUACCUCUACUAAUAAUACUCGUGCCAAAUUAUUUGAUAGUGGUGGUAAUGAUGAAGCUCAAAUUCAAAUCACUGAAACUAGAUUUUGUUAUGCCGUUUGUAAUCUUUAUCAACAUUUACUCUUACUUUGGAAUACCUAUAUCAGUAUGCAAGAAUUACUUUUAGAUUAUGCUUCCAUUCCAAUGUCAACACUUCAAUGUGAUAAACAAAGAGAAGAAGUUAAAAAAGAAUUGGGUAAAUGUAAAGUUUUAGCUGUACUAUUUAAAGAGAAAGAAAGUGAUAUACUUUCAAAAACUUUACAACAACAAUUAAAUCUUCAUCAUUCAAAUAAUAGUAAUAAUUCAAAUUCAAAUUCAAAUAAUAAUUUUGGUACAACAAGUUCAAAUAGUAGUGCUAAUCAAAAUCAAAAUUCAAAUUCAAAUAGUGGAGCUAAUUCUCCAAUUUCAGGUCAUCCAUUAUCUCCAACUUUAAAUAGUAAUGGUGGUGUUUAUCCAAUUAAUACAUCUCCCUCUUUUUCAUCUCCUUCAUUGUUGGAUGAAUCUCAUCGUUUACAAAAUAAUACAACCGAAAGAAAAAGAUCUUUAACAAAUUCAAAAAAGAUUUAG
Messenger RNA from Dictyostelium discoideum AX4, 8607 nucleotides. RefSeq lists its product as hypothetical. Gene Ontology annotation, biological process: cell morphogenesis. Lineage: Eukaryota; Evosea; Eumycetozoa; Dictyosteliales; Dictyosteliaceae. The transcript is spliced from 4 exons. The record is from RefSeq and is a predicted model, not a curated record. The coding region runs from base 1 to 8607 and encodes 2868 amino acids.